Molecule: messenger RNA, 1173 nt
Organism: Moesziomyces antarcticus
Lineage: Eukaryota; Fungi; Basidiomycota; Ustilaginomycetes; Ustilaginales; Ustilaginaceae
Exons: 2
Coding region: 1-1173 (390 amino acids)
Cellular component (GO): membrane
Source: RefSeq, a predicted model, not a curated record
AUGUCGUCCACUCCUUUCAAGGGCUCGCUCAAGGCCAAGCGCAAGGGCGAACUCACCGAGAUCGCGCAGGCGCUCGGCAUCGGCCUCGACCAGUCGCAGAAGAAGGAGGAGCUGGAAGACCUCAUCCGAGAACACCUGCUGAGCCACAAGAACCAGUACUCGUCCGACGACAACUUCCGCGGCCUCAUUGACAGCCUCGACUCGGGCCGCAGGCGAUCCGCGCGCUCCAGCAGCGUCAACGGCAACGCCGACUCGGAUGCGUCGGACUCGCCCGAAUCGUCGGUGCGCUCGCCGCGCAAGCACUCGCAGCGCCCCUCCAACCUGGGCACGCCCUCGACGCCGUUUGGCGCGAGCGCGUCCGAGAUGGCCACGACGGUCAAGCAGCGCGGUCUCAAGGCGCGCAAGUCGCUCGACAAGCUCGUCGACUCGAUCCAGGACUCGGCGCGAUCCACCGCGCACGAGCUCACCUCCGAGGUGCAGGACGCGCAGAGCGAGGUGGCUGCCAGCCUGCAGGCUGUGCAGGGCGAAGCGGCCAAGCGCUACCGCAAGGCCAAGAAUGCGGGCAACAAGCUGUUUGUGCGCACGCGCACGUGGCUGAGCGAUGCGCACAACCUCGUGCGUCUGCUCAUCGCGUUCGAGGGCAUCCUGCUCGUGCUCGCCACGCUGCCCACCACGUACGUCCAGCUGGGCAGCCGCGGUCCGCACAUCCCCGUGGUGAAUCCCAAGAGCGGCAUCAACGACUACCUGCCGCACUGGGCGAUUACGCUGCCGGACGUGCGCGCGCUGGUGAGCGUAGCGUUCUACCGACCGCUGGUGCUGUGGGCGGUGUACAGCGUGCUGGUGCCGCUGGCAGUCGCCCACCUGGUGACGUUUGACCGUCGCUCGCAGCCGUCGACGUACUCGUUCCUGCUGGCGCGUCUGUCGGCGCUGGUGUUCCUGGCGCGCGUGCUGCCCAACAGCACGCUCACCGCACUCGGCCUGCCAGCUCCCGCCGUGCUGGGCGUCGCCGCUGGCGAGGUGCCCGAGUCGGCACUCAUCCGGGGCCUCCGCUCGCUGUUCUCCUACGACUACGUGCUCGCCCACCUCGGCGUGGACCUGCAGAUCUGGGCCACCGCCACCGCGUUCGGAUUCGCCCAGUACGAAGCCAUCGCGAUCCGACCCCGCGCUGCCUGA